Conger conger (European conger) is the source of this 1812-nucleotide messenger RNA. It is a transcript of the gene cenpv, whose product is annotated as centromere protein V. Bases 121 to 588 code for a protein of 155 amino acids. Gene Ontology annotation, molecular function: carbon-sulfur lyase activity. The record is from RefSeq and is a predicted model, not a curated record. Lineage: Eukaryota; Metazoa; Chordata; Actinopteri; Anguilliformes; Congridae. The transcript has 5 exons.
CCAUUGCUGACAUAACGUGAGAUCGCGGAAGGAAGAACCGCCACCUAAACAAGUUUAGGAACAAAUGAAUGCGGCGUAUUGUUUUUAUAUUAUAAAACUUCGUUGAAAAAGAUUUAUCUCAUGGCAAAUGCCACAAAAACAGGACUUGGUCAAAGUGAGAACACGGGGUGCGUGAUGCAUACCGGCGGAUGCCAUUGUGGGGCAGUCCGUUUUCAGGUGUGGAGUUCGCCAGAUCUACACGUCUUUAAUUGCAACUGCAGCAUCUGUACGAAGAAACAGAACCGCCAUUUCAUAGUACCAAAACGUUGGUUCACUCUCUUGCAGGGCUCUGAGAAUUUGACCACGUACACAUUUAACACGCACAUCGCCAAGCACACUUUCUGCAAAACUUGUGGAGUUCAGAGUUUUUACACCCCUCGUUCCAAUCCUGAUGGAUAUGGCGUGGCACCACACUGCUUGGAUCCUGGCACUGUGCGCAGUGUAACGGUGGAAGACUUCUGUGGUGAGAAGUGGGAGGAGAGUAUGGAGGCACACCAGAACAUCGGGAGCAUGUCCAAAGUUGAGGCUGAGCAACACACAUCAAGAUAAAAAAAAAGCUUGUUUUUGGCUGGAAAUCUAGUUUUUCAUUGUUCAGUGACGGGUUGUUUCCGUCAGAAUUCCUGGAAGUAAUGUCAGUACAUGUUAUCUGAGAUGAGGCAAUUGGUGAGAUAUAGAUUUAAAUCACAAGCAGAGGUGGAAAGUCCAGGGGUCAGAAAGUAAUAGUCUUGCCAUGUGCUUCUUCCACCCAUGAACUCAGCCAGCAGAUUGCAGUAAGUAGUUCUACCUCCUGGCUAAAGAAUUACGCUAAAAAUACCUGGAUUUUCCACCUCUGAUCACUAGACAGCAAAUACAGUAUGUACACAAUAUGUGUUUUUUUCUUUUUUUACAAAACCAGAAAUAAAGAAAAAAACGUUGCUCAAUUGGACUCCUGACCCACUGUCAUUGGUCGGACUGAACAUUUCAAGUUUUGUUCAAUAUCAAACAUGAUAUUAACUGGCAUUAAUUCAAAGUCAGAACACAAAUGUAUUCAAGUAUACAUUUAAAAUGUACUGCCUGGCAGAGAAAAUCAGAAACGUGUGUCAGAUAUGCAAAAUGUUUAUUGAAGGCCUCAAAAAGUAUUAACAAUAAGGAAAGAAAUUAAAGCCAUGACACCAUACAUUCAUAAUCAGUGCUUAUCCCCCUUACACAUAAAACAGUGUUGUGACAUGUUAGAUUCAGUGCACAUAAAGGAAUCAUUAUAAGAUCUCCAAAGUAACAAAAGAUUAGCAGUGAACCAUAGGCUCAUGACUGAAAUGAGAAGCUAAUAGAUUUUCCAGUCUUUUUCUUCCUGAGAGAUAACUUGGAAUGUGUUGGUGAACAUGUAACGGGAAAGCAGCAAGUAGAGGUGGCGAAACCACAGAAGCUGGCUCCGGUGACAAAACAUGGCCCUCUGGAGAAAAGGGGGGAGAUAAACAGAGUCAUUCAUGUAAACAACUGCUGGCUGUAUUUCCACUAUACCAACAGCACGUAACGGUACACAAACGCCUGUGCUUUCAGCACUCUGAAUCUCUGAACUAUGAUGGACUGUUUUGGACUGUAGUACCACUGAGAGAAGCAUAGUAUAGUACAGUAUAGUACAGAAAUCUCUUCAUAACUAAACUGCAGUUGCAGUUAUACUCUACUAUUGCCAAUGCCAAUGUUCUUACGCAGAGAGUAAGUGCCCAGUAACCUGAAUUAGUCCAUGGAAAAGUGUAUAAUCAGUUUUAUUGAGCAACAGCAAAUAAUAAACACAUA